AUGCAUAUUUAUCUUGAUCAUGUCGUGCAACAAAUUCAAUACGAUGAUGGAAAAGUAAGCGUAAAAUGUUUGGUUAAUGGUACACGUGAGGUAAUUUUUAAUGGUGAUUGUGUAUUGUGUACUUUACCGCUUGGCGUUCUUAAACGUUCAAUUCGAAAACGAAAUAAUGCUCCAUUAUUUCAUCCCGAAUUACCAUAUUGGAAAAUUGAUGCUAUCAGUUCACUUGGUUUUGGAAAUGUUAACAAGAUUAUGCUAUUUUUUGAGAAACCAUUCUGGGAGAAUACACGAGUUUUUGGGCAAAUAUCAGAUACAAUGUGUGCAACUAGCCGCGGUGAAAUGUUCAUGUUUCAAGCUCAUCGUGAUAAACCAAUCCUAAUUGCACUGAUAUCAGGUGAUUCAGCUAAUGCUUUAGAAGAAGCACCAAGUGAUAUUAUUGUUUAUAAAAUUAUGAAUUUUCUUUCUGCUGUUUUUGGUCCAACAUGUCCAAAAGAGCCAACUGAUGUAAUUAUCACACGUUGGAGAGCAGAUCGUUUCUCAUGUGGUGCUUUUAGCUUUGUUUCAUCAAAUUCUACAUUAGAUGCAUAUGAUAAUCUAGCAGCACCGGUAAAAGACUCAGCUGGUUGUGAUCGAAUUUUUUUUGCUGGAGAGCAUACCUGUCGAGAACAUCCUGGAUCGAUUCAUGGUGCUUAUUUAUCGGGUUUACGUGAAGCAGGACAUAUCGCUGAUUGCAUACUUGGAAUACCAUAUGAUGUUAAAGUUAAUUUUGAAAAUACAGUAACAGCUUUAUCGGAAAAUGUUUAGCAUUUUUGUUUGUAUAUUUUUAUCAUCGA
Loa loa (African eye worm) is the source of this 830-nucleotide messenger RNA. RefSeq lists its product as hypothetical. NCBI's taxonomy places the organism in Eukaryota, Metazoa, Nematoda, Chromadorea, Rhabditida, Onchocercidae. The transcript is spliced from 7 exons. The coding region runs from base 1 to 801 and encodes 266 amino acids. The record is from RefSeq and is a predicted model, not a curated record. Gene Ontology annotation, molecular function: oxidoreductase activity.